AUUGUGUAUGUGUGCCUGCCUGCCUGUAUAUAAAAGCUUGCAGCGCAGGCUGUGGUAUCAGUACUAGCAGCAGAAGCAUAACAUGAGAACUGAGGUCCUGUGGGGCAUGUUGGCCCUGCUGUGUCAGCAAACACUGGUGAGCAGCCACAUACUGGGGAGACCCUCUUCUACUACUGACCUGGCUCAGCUCAAGUCUUUACUGGAGCGCUUUGAGGAGACUCUAGCUGAAGCAGUCCAGGAGGAGGAGCUGCAGACUGAUUAUGAAGACAUGAACCAAGAGCCCAAGCGCAGCCAGCCCAGCCAAGGAUGGGGCCUGGACCAAGAAAGGAACCAAGAAGCUCUGAUAUCUGAAAGAGCCCAACCACCAAAUGAGGACCACAGCAAGACUGCAAGUCAGAGGACUCGUCUCCAGGACCUGCUAAUGGCCACCAGAAAACGGACCUCUGGCUGCUUUGGAGCCAGGAUGGAUCGAAUAGGAAAUGCCAGUGGCCUGGGAUGCAACAGUGGAAGAGGAUAGACCAGCAGUUUCCUGCGACACGUGUUGGAUUGUGCUGUUGGAACUGAAGAUGCAACCAUAGAGAUUGGAAAAGUAUGGUUUUGUAUUUGUUGCAUUUCAACUUUGUGUAUCUGUUGUGCAUGUUUCUGUGUUUGAAGUGACAAAGUGGCUGUUUGUCAAGUAUGUAAUUAAUUCUAUGAAGUUCAUUAUAGACUGAUCAACAUAAACACUUUCAUGGAAAUCAGUUAAACAUCUACUGUAACUGCAUGUGGGGUUCUA
Messenger RNA from Archocentrus centrarchus (flier cichlid), 775 nucleotides. RefSeq names its product natriuretic peptide A (gene nppa). Lineage: Eukaryota; Metazoa; Chordata; Actinopteri; Cichliformes; Cichlidae. Gene Ontology annotation, cellular component: cytoplasm; extracellular region. Gene Ontology annotation, molecular function: hormone activity; hormone receptor binding. The coding region runs from base 83 to 517 and encodes 144 amino acids. The record is from RefSeq and is a predicted model, not a curated record. The transcript is spliced from 3 exons. Gene Ontology annotation, biological process: neuropeptide signaling pathway; receptor guanylyl cyclase signaling pathway; negative regulation of systemic arterial blood pressure.